Trichoderma atroviride IMI 206040 is the source of this 2082-nucleotide messenger RNA. RefSeq lists its product as uncharacterized. Lineage: Eukaryota; Fungi; Ascomycota; Sordariomycetes; Hypocreales; Hypocreaceae. The record is from RefSeq and is a predicted model, not a curated record.
AUGGCUACCGAGGCGACGGUCUUACACGGCCCUCUGCCGUCGACGGCAGAUGGCAGCACAACCUCGCCAACGCCGCGCGGCGGUGACGGGAAGCUGGACGACCGGCCCUUGAGCCAUGCCGCCGUUUCAAGACAGAGAGAAAGGCGAGAGCGGAUGAGGGACGAGGCAGAGCAAGAUAAAGAGGCGUAUUCCUCCGACGACGCCACAGUCAGGUCCAGCCGCAGAAGACCAGCCCCAAGACGGUCGUCUUUCCCGUACAGAGACAUCAUCAAGUCUGUUUUAUCAAACAUCAUGACCAAGAACGAGGAACCCACGUCGUCUCCCCCCUCUUCUCGGCCCUCGUCUUCACAAGGCAAGGACAAGCCCGACAUGAAGGACAAGAAAGUCGAAGACGUCGUCAGGGGCCUUGCCAUGGAGGAGUGGAACGCACGAUGGCUGGAUGAACUCGUAGCCAAGGUCAAAGGAGAGCUCAGCGACGCCGCCUCAGACCACAGCGUCUCAGACGGCCGCCACACGCCAUCAUCCCAGUCCAGCGACGACGAUGAUGACGCCUCCCUCAAGGACAUGAAGCGCUACCAGCCCACCGUAGAGGACUACGACUCCGACUCCGACUCGGCAUCAGAGCCCGACUCCCACGCCGCCCAAGACGAGCCCCAGCCCCUCAGCCGCUCUUCUUCCCUCUCAUCAGCCUCCUCCAACGACUCGGCCAUGUCCUCUCCCAGCAGCCAGUCCUCCGUCUCCACCGCCGCCUCAUCUCCUCCUCCCGCUGACUCGGAGCCGUCAAAGGACCCAAAGGACCCUCGCCUGUCUCCUCGCCCGACCGUCCACUUCUCCCCUCCCACCAUCCACUUCCUCCCACCUGAGCCCACGCCCGAGCUAGAGCGCGAUCAAGCCGAGUUAUACCGCACUCAGUCGCUGCCUUCUCAGCCGAGGCCGCCUAUUGUGUCUGAGAGACAGGCUCCUGCUGUGGCCGAGAGGCCGACUCCUGCGUGGGGAGCGCUGUUCAACGAUAGGGAUGAGCCCACUCCGGCCUUGGGCAGACUUCUCCGCGGUUUGGCAAACUACAUUAUCGCAGAAUACUCCCCCACAGACUCCCUCGUCAUCACCCCCGACAAGCUCUUCAAAUUCUACACCCGCUACAAGCUCGACAACGAAUUCUUCCCCUUCCAACGCGUCUUCGACACCCGCUACCACAAAUCCAUCCGCGGCCUCUCCUUCCUCUACACCGACCUCCGCUGCGAGCACCACCUCGUCCAGGAGUCCAUCACCCGCAAGCCCGUCAUCCCCGCCCUCACGCCCGCCGGCUUCGAGGACUGGAUGACGCUGCUCAUCCGCGCCUUUCCCGACCGCGAGGCCAAGAGGCUCGACAUUGUCCUCGCCGAUGUCCCCCUCCUGGCGGACGACAGACACAGCAGCAGGAGCCCCGUAAGGAGCAGCUCCAGCGAGAGGCUUCUGCCCAGACAGCUCCCGAGGCAGCUGUUCCCCGAAAGGGGCCAUGCCAGGGCUUUUGACCUGUUGGAGUCGUCCUUUUCGGAGUGGAAUAGAAUCACGACUGUGCCUGUCCCACCGCCUGAAGUAGUGCCCGCCCAUCCGCUUGCUUAUUCUCUGACUUCCAACAUCCCGGCCUCGCUGCAGAAACUCCCUCCCGCCGCAAGCAAGGCCCUCAUGGAAGAUACGCGCCGCCACAAAGACGCCUGCUACAUCGACCAGACCCGUCUGCGGCCAUCUUCCAUAAUCUACCCAUCCUCCGCAUCUCCCUCCUCGCCAUCCUCAUCUUCCUUUUCCACCUCGUCCAUCCCCGCAGACGUAAAGUCCCAUUCCGAGCAACAGCCCUCUUCAAGCUCCUCCUCCAAGCAUCACCACCGCACAUCCCGCUCCAAAGAACGCGACUCCCGCCAUCGCACUGCUUCAGAUCGAUCGUCCCGCCCGCGCGAGAGAUCGCCUACUGGACGGCGCAGCCACAGAAGCAGGCGAUACAGGGGAACUAGCCCCAGCGAGUCGGUAGAGCAGAGAUAUAGUUCGGGGAGAAGUGAUGAGCGACGGAGGGAGAGGGAGAGGAGAGGCAGUGUAGCUGAGAGGUGA